ACGCGAUGCGGAGUUACGAGAAAAUCACAUACUACUCGCAUGCUUAAUCAGUAUUAUUCGCCGUCACACUGGUAGCUCAGGUGAAGAGCUUGACGAAUUAGUAACGCAGGUUAGAAAUCUAGCAUGGGAGGUGAUGAACAAAACAAACGAUGCAACAUCCAGUGUAAUGCAAGGGAAAAUGUGGAAAGCCGUCCGUCACGCUUUGAAAGAUAUCUCCUUCGAAAAGAAGAGUCUGUUAUUGACGACAGAUUUUAUGGAAGAUGUGGUGCGCUACCUGCUGCCUGUCAGGACGCACCCAGAGAUGAAAAAACAUGUGCAGAGAAUGACGUACCCCCAAGAUCAUCAUAGGUACCACACGUUCUGGAUAGCAGAUGCAUUAGUGGAUCACACCAAACACAGCUUAGCAAUACCACCAGUAGAGUGGGGCGACCGGAACACCGCCAUUGGCUGUACAGUACGAACAAAUGAUUAUGACUUCGUCCCGAAAAUUCGUCAGCUUCAGAAUCUGUCCAUCAGCCUCGAUGUAUGGUUAAAAAUUUUGAAGCAACUCUCCGUGAGCCUUAGUGACACUAUCGCAUAUUCCUCAACAGCAACCGCGGACAACUUUUACGCAACGGCAAGAAGUAUCAUCAAGUCCAUCGUUGUCAACAUAUUUGACUACGUAGGUUGUCAGCAAAUAUCCGGCCUGGCAGAAGACAUGACCCAAUGUCACUCGUCUCAAUCCACGAAGACAGAGAAGGACACACGUUCAAUUGGGACAAUGUUCAAAUACUCGCUCACGCAAGAACAAAACGGGAGCGAGAAUUUGCCGAGGCGUGGUACUCCACACAAAAAUCGAUCAAUAAACACAUCGACAUUGACCCAGUCUAUCAGCCGUUACGAGCGAAAGAACCACACGGUCACGGGACUCGGAGCUAAGAAACCUAACGGCAACCAACGGACUAAUUGGGUCAAAGGAAGACAAUCACGAAAAACAGAAGGCCAAUCAAAUGAGCAAAACCCACAAAGCAAGAAGGAAACGACCGAAUCACAGCAUGACAACCACAUAAAGAACUGCCGAAUUGAAUGCACCCAACGAACCAACCAGACACAGGAGAUUGAGACCACAAGACCAAUCAAACUACACGAUGACCGUUUCCAGAACUACCAGAUACUGUUUAGAAGCUAUAUAAUCACAGGCAGAAGAGGAGGAAUUCACCCACUCAACCCUGCACUGACGAUGUCACCUCGAUUGGUGAUGAAACUAGAUCCAAGCGGUGACCUGAGCAGAAAACUUGAGCAAACAAAGCAGUUGCUUGCUGUUUCCCAUCGAUUGCUUCACAACCUAAAGGGUGCUUAUUUUGAUCAAACCGAAUCUAUCCUUUGGCCAAGGACGACACUCGUUUCCCUGGAAGCCUAUACCGAUUUCUUUCGAUUGUUCCAUUCGACCGAUGAACUGAUGAAGGAUAAAGGUGAGAAAAUAUCAUGUGGCGAGAUUGCUCAGAGCGCGAAUUUACUGGCUGGAGGGUCCGUGGUUCGAACUCGACCUCUGCCUCUCGACUUCCGCUGUCCAGGCUUGGGCAACCUUAUAGUAUCCCAAUCCUCUUGCUUACUUCUGAUGACAUGGCAGUUAGACGCCAAGUUGAACAUCAACUGGUUGGAAACCGUUGCCGAUCGCACCUGGAACACUGACAAGGAUCUACAAACCAUGUGGAAUGAACUUCUGGGUGACCCUCCAAAAAGAGCUCCCAU
Opisthorchis viverrini is the source of this 1731-nucleotide messenger RNA. RefSeq lists its product as hypothetical. The record is from RefSeq and is a predicted model, not a curated record. The annotation marks the transcript as partial. The transcript has 12 exons. NCBI's taxonomy places the organism in Eukaryota, Metazoa, Platyhelminthes, Trematoda, Opisthorchiida, Opisthorchiidae.